AAGACUUUAUCUGUGGGGCUGCUUUUGGGCAUUAAUCUGAAGAAGUAUGGAUGCUUGACCUAUUAUUGCUCUGCAGGAUUGUAAGAAAGUUAAAAGUUGCUCAAAUAGGAAAGUGUGUAUAUAUCUCUCUUAGUUACAAUCAACUAUAUGCAUUGGUCACUCUCCAAGAAAAUUUUCGGACCAUGCCAUACCGAAACGGACGAGAACGUUCUGAUAUUGAAUGAAUCCAUAACCUGCCACUUGCUUUCUCAUAUCGUCUGUGUCUGUCUGUUGGGAUUAUCUUGGUUCGUGUGUUAUUGAUAUUAAAAGGCGGAACAUACCUGCUGUGGUGAUAAGAGGGGUAAUUGGACAAUAUAAUUCCUGCCUCCAGAAAAUGGAUUCCUUCAUGAUGAUGUACGGGCAGACAGAAGAUGUUGGCAAGCAGGCCAUUGAAUGCUAUGAUAUCUGCAAGCACUACGGACGGGGCAAAUCCAAGUUACAAGUCUUGCAGAAUCUCGCCAUGAGGGUACCAAAAGGAAAAAUUUAUGGCUUACUGGGACCAAGCGGUUGUGGAAAAACGACUCUCCUCCGCUGUGUUUUGGGAAGGCUUAGCUUUGAUUCAGGCCUCAUUUUGACCCUUGGACGACCACCUUUGACCCGAGGUCAUGGUAUACCCGGGUCACGUGUUGGAUAUAUGCCUCAGGAGAUCGCCCUGUACAAUGAAUUCUCCAUCAAGGAAACCUUGGUAUACUUCGCCACCAUCCAUAAGAUGAGUCGAAAAGAAACAAAGAUAAGAAUCGAGUUCCUCAUAGAACUCCUAAACCUUCCAGAGAAGGGCAGGAUUGUGGGACAUCUUAGUGGUGGUCAGAAGAGACGAGUAUCAUUCGCCGUCGCGUUGAUACAUUCACCGGAACUACUUAUUCUGGAUGAACCUACAGUAGGAGUUGAUCCAUUGCUCAGACAGAAGAUUUGGGACUACUUAUUGAAGUUUUCUACCGAACAGAACACCACUGUCAUCUUGACCACCCAUUACAUAGAGGAAGCCAGAAAUGCAGAUAUGGUUGGACUGAUGAGAAAUGGGAAGAUACUGUCAGAAGAUUCUCCGCAGUCUCUAUUAGAAACGCACAAUCUACCGACGCUUGAAGGAAUCUUCCUUAAACUAUGCAUGGCGGACGCACAGGAGACGGGAUCAAACGGUGACGAGGCUGUCGACGUCGUAAUUGACAUGGACACGCCAUCCCACGUCGAGGUCGCCUUGCCUACCGACAUGACGGAGGAGACCACCCUCCUGCUCCCCAACGGAACACCGAACGGAGCCCCAAACGGAGUGGCCAAUGGGCAUUGCCUCUCGUACACCAACCCGACAUUCAAUCACGUGACCCCUGCGGUUGAACCUACCGAUGACGUCAUAGGUAGAUCUCGAGCUGGAACCAAGUCUGGCAUCCCAAAGUACCAUUACGAUAAACUACCUUGGAAAUGGAGUCAUUUUCUGCCUAGCUUCAUGAGCAUGUGGGCUCUUUUCGUCAAAGACAUAGUUAAACUAGGCAGGAAUCCCGGGUUAACUGUCUUUUACUUCAUGGUACCAAUCAUCGAGGUCAGUCUCUUCUAUCUUGCCAUUGGGGGUACCCCAAGGAACCUUCCUGUCGCCGUUGUUAAUCAUGAGAUCCCUCCAGUCCUCAGUAAGGAGUUCCUCAACCAGUUACCCAAUGAGACAAUUAUACAGAAACCAGUAGAUACAAUGGACGAGGCAUUGGAUAACAUCAGGGAGGGUGCGUACUACGGGAUCAUCGAAAUACCUGAAAAUUAUACCACAUUUCUUUUCAAAAGAUUCACGGCUCAAGGGACUAUUGAUAAUGCGACGUUGGAUGGAAGCAACAUCAAGGUCACUUUAGAUGCAACUAAUCAACAAAUUGCUAUUACUCUUCAAACAACGAUAUUAGAAGCUUACAACAAUUUUAUAUCCUUGACUUUGCAAGACUAUGGAAUUAACCCUGCACAGGCGCAGACACCAGUUUUAUUCGUUGAACCCAUCUACGGAAGCUUGGAUGCAAGUUUCACUGAAUUUAUGGUGGCAGGGGUUAUCAUCAGUAUCAUAUUCUUUCUUGCCGUGGGCUUGACUUCUGUUACUUUCGUUGUGGAGAGGAAAGAAGGCUUAAUGGAUAGAACAUGGGUCGCUGGUGUAAGCACUGGGGAGGUGACUAUCGCUCAUGUUUCUACCCAGUUCCUCGUGAUCGUUCAAAUAGCGGUCGUUCUCAUCUUCACUCUCAUUGUCUUUGAUAUGACGAAUGAAGGAAAUAUUUUCCUGAUCGUAUUGAUGUGCAUGUUACAAGGAUUGUGUGGUAUGUCAUUUGGUCUCCUGAUAUCAUCUGUCUGCGAUACCGAAGCGGGCGCUGUCCAGGCUGCUCUAGGUUCCUUCUAUCCCAUCUUGUUGCUCAGCGGCAUUAUCUGGCCGAUACAGGCGAUCCCGUAUCCAUUGUAUUACAUAUCACUUGCACUGCCACAAACAUAUGCAGCCGAAUCGUUACGUGCCAUAAUGAGCAAAGGUUGGGGCGUUGAUCACUUUGAAGUUUGGAUUGGUUACGUCAUAACCACAGCUUGGUGGCUGAUACCUUUAGCUCUGUCUGCUCUGAUAUUACACAUUAGGAGAUAGAUCUUCCUUCAACAGACCUGUGUCCACUUUCACAAAGACCUUUUCAUAACAAAUGAACAAUUUUAUAACACAUUUAACUAUUAGCCAAUUAAAUUGAAUAGUUUCAGUAACAGUAGCUUGAUGCUGU
Molecule: messenger RNA, 2756 nt
Organism: Lytechinus variegatus (green sea urchin)
Lineage: Eukaryota; Metazoa; Echinodermata; Echinoidea; Temnopleuroida; Toxopneustidae
Product: ABC transporter G family member 20-like
Biological process (GO): transmembrane transport
Cellular component (GO): membrane; ATP-binding cassette (ABC) transporter complex
Molecular function (GO): ABC-type transporter activity; ATP binding; ATP hydrolysis activity
Source: RefSeq, a predicted model, not a curated record